AUGGCCAGCUACCGCUUCCUCGUCCAGCAGAUCAGCGGGCAUUUCGAUGGGUGCGAGUACAUCCAUGUGCCACGAGCCGACAAUGAAGCAGCCGACACCCUGGCACAAUCAGAAUCCAUGUUCGUGUCGGCUAACCCUGAAGUAGCCGGAUCUGGCUCGGGGACUUUAGCAGUCGGCCCGGGGACUUCUGCAGGCGGCCCGAGGGCUGCAGCACCAGAACCCGGCCCGGGGACUGUUGCAGCCGGCCCGGGGACUCCCACGACGCAACAAGGAGCGACCGCCUCCAACUCGCUGCCUCCCAACCCGGCCACCAUAACGCCGGUCGCUGUCAUGACGGUGGUGGAAGCUCCGUCUUGGGCGCAACCUAUCCUCAACUUUCUGGUGAGCCGCGUGCUCCCACCUGACGAAGUGUCGGCCCAGCAGGUGCAACACCGGGCAGGUGCAUACACGAUCAUCAAUAGAGAACUCGUCAGACGGAGUGCGACCAACAUCUUCCAGCGCUGCGUCGAGACGGAGAAGGGCAUUGCUAUCCUCAGAGACAUCCACCAAGGUGAAUGUGGCCACCAUGCCGCCUCCAGAGUCCUCGUUGCCAAGGCUUUUCGCCAUGGGUUCUUCUGGCCGACUGCUCUAGACGAUGCCAAGGACUUGGUCCGGAAGUGCAGGGGGUGCCAGCGCUUCAGCACCAAGAAGCACCACCGGCCUCAGCCCUCAAGACCAUUCCCAUCACCUGGUCGUCUGCCGUAUGGGGAUUGGACGUGGUGGGACCAUUCAAGAUAG
This is a messenger RNA of Aegilops tauschii subsp. strangulata, 777 nucleotides long. RefSeq lists its product as uncharacterized. Lineage: Eukaryota; Viridiplantae; Streptophyta; Magnoliopsida; Poales; Poaceae. The record is from RefSeq and is a predicted model, not a curated record.